UAAUCUUAACUAGGUGUUAGACGUAACUGAAUUAGCAAAAAUGUAAAGAAUAUUUCUUAUUCCUUGUAAACCGUUUACAGUAUAUAUAUUAUAGUUAUCAAUAAUGGGAUAUGACAGGUUAACAAAACAAUUUUGAUGGCCGCAGAAUGAGCUAUUGUUGCAGAGUAGCUUUUGGAUAAAUAACGUGUUGAUUUUUCGAUGUAUUUGAUGGUUCGUGCUUUUCGCCUUAAAAAUGACACUUCCUAACUUUUUGCCGAUUGUCUUCCUCUUUUCUUGUCUUAAUUUGGAUUUUUCUGCAGUUAAUUGUCUACACAUGCCAGAUUCAUACAAAUCUAACCAUCAAGCUUAUGUAUCCUUUUCUUUUUCUUCUGAUGCUUCAAUAAGAGCAAAACGAUCCACUGUACCUAGUCUUCCACGCAAACUGUCACCAAGAUUCGUUUUCCAGGAUGAACUAGUCAAUCUUGAUCUUAUUACAAACACAAAGCUUUUAGCACUGCCACCUAUCCAUAGAAACAUUAAUGGGGAGAUAAUCAAAGAUGCCGAAAUAACUAAAUUACAACCAACGGAAAGAUAUUAUCAAGAUUUAAACAGAGGCGCAUCAUUUCAUGUCGAAUGCCAGGAUCCAUGUAUUGAUUAUGCACUGACUGGAUCAUUUACUCUAAGAGAAGAGACAUAUUUUGUAUUUCCAACAAAUACCACGAAACAUACUACGAAUAGAAUCAUUCACCGGAUUACUAAACCAGAUCCUUUACUGUCCUUUAAUGAUUUUAUUGUAGAAGGUAAUGUUUCUCACAAUAGUCAAGCAGAAAAUAAUCAAAGAUUCAAAAGACAAACAUUUAGAUAUGCCAUAGAAAUAUUUCUUGUAAUAGAUUAUUCAGUUUUUAAAUUUUGGAUGGACGAAAGUGGACAGAAUAAAACACUUGCUAUGGAAAGAAUUAACACAUAUUAUGCAUUCAUGAUUAAUGGGGUAGACAUACGAUUCAACAAUUUACCAAACGCACCCUUUUCAAUAGGAUUAACAUAUAUAGGUAUCUAUAUCUCCGAGACACCAAGUGAUUCAUACUGGACAGAAAACAGAAAGAUAACACAGCCUUCAGGUGAAGAUAGAAUAGAGCCAGAUACAACUUUAGCAAUAUUCAGCAACUGGGUUCAACAGAAUUCCCAAUCAUUGUCAAACCCAGAUCAUACCAUGUUGUUCACAAAGUACCAGCUUGUGCGAGGUGGUUCAACCAGUGCCAGUGGAGUUGCCUAUCUUGGUGCAAUGUGUUCUCCGUUGAGUCAGUCUCUCGUACACGACAAUUUCAAUUUCAUAUCACAAACUGUGGCAGCUCAUGAAUUAGGACAUAGUCUUGGUGCUAUUCAUGAUGGGGAUCAAAAUGUGUGCAAUAAAAGUGCGGCAUUCAUCAUGUCCGCUACCGGAAGUGCUAAGCUUGGUGAUACAGCCAGACAUCCUUGGAUUUUCUCAUCCUGUUCUGUUGCAGAGAUACAGACAGUGAUAGAUAAACUCAAUAGUCAAGGACCAAAUUGUUUGCUGUCCAGUACAUCACAGUCAAUUAUAGAUAUCUACCAGUACAUGUCAGACCCUAUAGGACAAGAGUUUACCAUAGAUAAACAAUGUCAGCUGAUAUUUGGGUCAAUGUCUUAUGCUAGCAGGGUAAUAUACAGUAACAACUUCGACAAUAUUUGUACAGGAUUAUGGUGCUCAACAGGAGGAUCCAGUUUAUCUCUAGUAAUACCGGCCGAUGGAACAACAUGCGGAAACAACAUGUGGUGUGCUGGUUAUUCUUGUGUAAAUGAUCUGUCAGCUCCAUCCACUACCGAAAGUUGUAUGUUUGGCGAUACUCCAUUCACUCCAAUCAAUGGGGAAUCAUGUGACUCCUUUAUUAAGAGUCAACCUUGGCAGUGCUAUGUCGAUAAUGUUUUCAACAGUUGCUGUCAAUCCUGUCUUAACCACAGAACCAAUGAUAAUGAAUGCAUUUUUGGUGAUAUUGGUGACUGUUCGUCACUAAGUCCAAGGGACUGCUAUACUACUGCCUUAGAAAACCAAUGCUGUCGAUUCUGUCAGCAACAUAGAACUAACAUCCAUGACUGUAGAUACGGCGACAAAUCAUCAGGUUGUAUGGAAAUGUUAUGUCCAUAUUAUGUUCAUCCUGAAUGGUGUUGUGAAACAUGUCACAAUCAAAUGUUUCCAACAAGCUCUACAACAACAAAUAUAGAUUGUUUAUAUGGAGACCUAUGGCAAGGAUGUAUGGAAAACCUAUGCCCGUUUUAUGUUAAUCCUCAAGGUUGUUGUCAUACAUGUAGACAAUAUUUAGCAAAUCGUAAUGUAACGACAACAACUCCGGCUACAACUACAACAAAACCAACUACAAUGACAACAACACCGACGACUACAACUUCAACUACCACAACACCGACGACAAAAAUUUCGACCACCACAACACCGACGACUACAACUUCGACGACCACAACACCGACGACUACAACUUCGACCACCAAAACGCCGACGACUACAUCUUCAACAACAACAACAACUCAGAAAACUACAGUUCCGAAAACAACUACAACAACUUCUACAACUACAACUCCGACAACAACAACACCAACGACAUCCACUCCAACAUCAACUAGUACAACAGUCCUAAAAACUACAACGUUGGCAUCCUUUACUGAACCCACAACGAAAUUUGCGACAACUUCAGAAAGCCUUUCACCUGCUUCUCUUGUAUCCGAUACCAAAGACAAAUAUGUUAUACCGGUCAUUUCGGUUCUGGUCGGACUUUGUCUUUUACUGUGUAUUGUUCUGGUACUAGAUCAAUAUAGACGCAGAAAUGGUGGACGACUACGCAGACAAAAGAAUCAACCAGACAGACAAGCUAUUCUACGAGAGAGUCCCGUUUGGCAAACUAUUGAAACCGAUAAACAGAUAUAUGACAACAAAGGAUUUCAACCAGAGGACAAUCACAAUGUUGUACAGAAAGGGACAUUCAUCUCAAUCAAUGUAAGUCGGCCUGGUUAUCCAGAUUACAAUCGACCAGUUUCUGCUGCUGAAGUGACCCUUGCGGAAACCGUUUUAGACAAGCCUGUCGGUCAGAUCAGUAAGACAUAUGGAUUGUCUAUGGAAAAUGAAAAUAGGUUGAGUAGCAUUAUUGAGGACAGGCAGAUGCAACAGAAUGGUGCAGUGAUCAGUGAAACCAAAACCUCAGUACCAAGACGUUCGGAAUCAGAUAGAGCCGUACGAAUUCAAACUUCGACACCUAGAUAUGAAAAGAAAGACAGUCCUCGAAAAAUCAUCGAAAAAACAAGGGAGACUAGCUUGAGAAGACAUGCAAGUGAUAGUAUUAUUGAAGGUUCGGUUCUCGAUCGGAGAUUGCAUUUAAGAGAUAGGUGGUUAAAAGAACAGCAACAACACAUGCGGGGCGAAGUUUCGCCAAGACAUAGGCAACAGAAUAAACAACAUGCAAGAGGUCAUGCAUUUCAAGCUGUGAACAAAGGUGAAAGUCCUCGUGCGUAUUAUACAACUGGGGAAGAAUAUUUACUUGUAACACCGAGACAGCAAGCACAUAGAUCUCCUCGGUUACAAAGUACUCCUAGGUCACCGCGGCAUAAUAAAACUAUGCCGCCUGAUGCCUAUGGCACAUCUUCUGGUAAACCAGUUGUUGUUUACACUGAAGGUGGGGAACCAGUAAUGCUCUAUCCAAGUCAACACUCCCUCAAUCGAAAACGGAAGAAAGAUCGGGUUCGCCUCAACCGUUCUGGAUAUUUUACAGACUUGUAAUUCAUACAAUAUAACCUAUUUAUCUACAAUAUAGUGUGGUAGUAUUAUGAGGAACAACUUUGUGUAUAAAACUUUUGUGAUGUUCACCAAAAUACCAUAAGCUUUUCUUGAAUAAACAUAAUAAAAGGUG
Molecule: messenger RNA, 3908 nt
Organism: Mytilus californianus (California mussel)
Lineage: Eukaryota; Metazoa; Mollusca; Bivalvia; Mytilida; Mytilidae
Exons: 22
Coding region: 233-3778 (1181 amino acids)
Biological process (GO): proteolysis
Molecular function (GO): metalloendopeptidase activity
Source: RefSeq, a predicted model, not a curated record